Molecule: messenger RNA, 2219 nt
Organism: Kickxella alabastrina
Lineage: Eukaryota; Fungi; Kickxellomycota; Kickxellomycetes; Kickxellales; Kickxellaceae
Product: beta-lactamase-like protein
Exons: 1
Coding region: 155-2140 (661 amino acids)
Biological process (GO): snRNA processing
Cellular component (GO): nucleus
Source: RefSeq, a predicted model, not a curated record
UGCAUUGUCUCAGAACCACAAAAACUCGUUUGAAUCCAUACCUCCAGCUCUCUUUUACAACCAAAAUAUCUGUUUUUUUGUUUUAUACUUGUUAAACACGCAUCAGCCCAACCCAGUCCAGCCCACCCAAACUAAACAAAAGCAAAAGCAAAAAAUGAAAGUCGUUCCGCUUGGUGCCGGCCAAGACGUCGGUCGCUCAUGCGUUCUCGUGACGCUAGGCAACAAGACCAUUAUGUUUGACUGCGGUAUGCACAUGGGCUAUAACGACGAGCGCCGAUUCCCAGACUUCAACUACAUAACAACCGAGGGGGACUUCACCUCGCGCAUCGACGCUGUCGUCAUCACGCACUUCCACCUAGACCACUGCGGCGCACUCCCACACUUCACCGAGCAGCGUGGAUACCACGGGCCCAUCUACAUGACGCCGCCGACAAAGGCCAUCUGCCCGAUCCUCCUUGAGGACUACCGCAAGAUCACCGUUGAGCGCAAGGGCGAGACCAACUUUUUCACAUCCCAACAUAUAAAGGACUGCAUGAAAAAAGUUGUCCCACUGCAUUUGCACGAGACUGUCUGGGUGGACGACGAGCUGGAGCUCAGGGCGUAUUAUGCCGGGCAUGUACUCGGUGCAGCCAUGGUUUAUGCGCGUUGCGGGAAUGAGAGCGUGGUGUAUACGGGUGACUACAACAUGACGCCAGAUCGGCACCUGGGCGCAGCAUGGAUUGACAAGGUGCGACCCGAUGUGCUGAUCACUGAGACCACCUAUGGAACCACCAUCCGGGACUCUAAGCGCAGCAGAGAGCGCGACUUUUUGGAAAAGGUGCAUAGCUGCGUUAUGCGCGGCGGCAAGGUGCUGAUUCCGUGUUUUGCGCUUGGUCGCGCGCAGGAGCUGUGCAUUCUCAUCGACACGUAUUGGGAGCGCAUGGGGCUGACCGUGCCCGUGUAUUUUUCGGCCGGAUUGACGGAAAAGGCCAACCGCUUCUACAAGCUGUUUAUUAAUUGGACGAACCAGAAGGUCAAGGAGUCCUUUGUUGACCGCAACCCAUUUGACUUCAAGUACAUAAAGGCGUGGAACCGCGAGUAUGCGGAUUUACCCGGUCCCAUGGUGUUGUUUGCCACCCCCGGGAUGUUGCACAUUGGUACGUCUCUGGAGGUGUUCCGCAAGUGGGCGCCAGAUGAGCGCAAUAUGCUUAUUAUGCCCGGCUACUGUGUCGCCGGCACUGUGGGUGCUAAGGUGCUGAGCGGAAUGAAGGUCGUUGAUAUCGACGCGUACUCGCAGGUGCACGUCAAUAUCGAUGUGCAAAACCUGUCCUUUUCGGCCCAUGCCGACGCCAAGGGUAUCAUGGAGUUGAUCCGACAGGCAUCCCCGCGCAACGUAGUUUUGGUGCACGGUGAGAAGAGCCGUAUGUCGUUUUUAAAAUCCAAAAUCAUGGGCGAGUUUGGCUGCCCCUGCUAUGACCCGGCGAACGGCGAGCUUUUGGAGAUAGAGACUGGCAGGGAUGUGCGCGCCCUGAUGUCUGAUCAGCUGUUCCAGGCGGCGUGGGCCAAGGAGCAGGAGAAGAGAGUUGAUACUGCGCCUAUCGUUGACUUGCCUGUCCAGGGCGUGCUCUUGCUGGGAGAGGGCAAGAGACUGACAAGGCUUUUGGACCCGUCGGAGUUUGACCUUGAUGAACUCCCCUUGGUCGUGCCCACGACAGCAACGGCAGCAGCGGCGAAUGAGACGCCGGCGGGAGGGAACAGUGAGAUGGCGGAUGGCCAUGGCCAUGGUGUCAAUGUUGGUGAUGGCGAGCAGCCAGCGGACGUUAGGUUCAGUACGCGCAGAGUUUUUGAUGGAUCCGCGCUAGUUUCUCGCCUGGGAUUGGAUGCGCAGACGGAUAUGGAUGCGUCAGUUGCGGCGUUGGCCGCUGUGCGUGAGUUGUUGGUGAUUGAUUCGAGAAUUACGCUGGAUGCUUCAUUCACUGAUGCAGUUGCUGAUGCUGCUGGCGGGAAUCAGAGAGUGGUUCGGGUUGGCAGGAGUGUGGAGGUCGCGGCACCUGCGCCUUCGGAGGAAUGCGAGUUGCCUGUGCUGGUCAUUUCCUGGGCAUGGGACGAGGAAGAACUGGCAACCCAGGUGUUGGCUAUAAUGAACAGAGUCCUUGGCUGAGACUGAGACUGAGACUGAAAUAAUAAUAUUGAAAGUAGAAGAAAAGUAGAAGAAAAAAAGUAAUGUUUCUUCAAUGUUG